Molecule: messenger RNA, 3076 nt
Organism: Owenia fusiformis
Lineage: Eukaryota; Metazoa; Annelida; Polychaeta; Sabellida; Oweniidae
Source: the annotation of a GenBank genome assembly
AGGAAUUUGUUCAUAAUGGGACCGGAUCAAACGAGACAUGGUUCAAGAUUCGCGAAGCAACAUAUUUGGAGAAUUUGAAAGAAUUCUUUCUUCUUUAGAAAAAGAUACUUCAGACUGAAGUGUCCAAAAGUAAACAGCAGUGAACAUAAUUCACCUUUGGCUUCAACCAGUAAAUACAAUACUAAAAUAGAACAUAUAAGGACUUCGUCGGUACUGUAACUCCAUAAAACUUCGCCCCGUGAAUAGAAAAACAAGAGUGCAAUUUCAAUAUGUCUGACUGCAUUCCAUUCGACAGCCAUCUCUAUAGUAACGUAUGGGAGCCAUUGGCAGAAUUAUUGAACCCGGAAAGUGGGAAGAACUGGAGAGCUUUGGCCCAUGAGCUUAAGUAUACAGUUUUACAGAUUAAGAAUUUGGAAACUCUGCAAAGAUGUGGGGGAAGCAAUACUUUGAAGUUGUUUGAAGAUUAUGUGAGAAGGGGUGAUCAACAUUCCUUAGAAGAAGUUCUUGAAGCUCUCACAAGAAUUGGGAGGAAAGACUGUAUUAGAAUCAUUGAAUCACAAAUUGAAAGUAUUCGCCAGGAAUAUAGGGAGAGGUCACAAUUAGAGCAACAACGCACAUUUACAACACAACAUUCAGGGGGCUCAGUCGAACAAAUAAGAGUCUCACCCUUGGAUUCCAAUCCUGGUGUUAAUGAUUCCAAAGGUUAUAGCCAGCUCAACCAGCAAGGACCACUCUCACCCUCUAAACAAUCUCCAGUUCAAGAUAAUACAGUAUCAUCUGGUAUUGGUGAACAGGUGAAUAAUAUUACAGAUAUUAACAGUUCAAGGGGUCUUCAGAAUAUGACUCAUAGUCCCAAUUUGGGGAUUAAUAACAAUAAUAAUGGUUGUCAUGGUAAUCAGAAUAUGACAGAUGCAUCGAAUAUUGGUGCGAAUGGACCAAGCACCCCCAAAGUUGCUAUUGAGCAUUCAGAGGGAUCUCGAAGAAUUCCCUAUUCAUCACAACUUUCCGUUACCAUGACAACACAAGAUGCUGUUAUUAAGCUAGUGGUGGAAAAUAAAGAUAAGUCUAACAAUACCGAAGAGGGACACCCUGGUCACCUUAAUGACAUUGCUCAUCAAGUAUCUCCAAUAAAUGCGCAACAGUCGCCCCAUAACAACGAGCCAGUACAAAAUAGUUACUCAUCAAUGAUGGAACUUUUAAACAAUGAAAAUAACACAGGUGACAACAGUAUACCAUUUUACAACCAGGGGGAUACUCAAAUGAAACAAUACAUCGAAAGUAAUGAAAAUGAAGUGCCCACAACAACUGCCAUUUUUACACCAUAUACAAAACCAUUGCGAUAUAAUAGUACGAGUGGUGGAUCAGUUACUGUGGUUAAGUCUAGCCCAUCCUAUCCUGAUAGUCCGAGGGGAGGCAUUCCAGUCCCGAUACUAAGUGAUCUGCCUAUUGACCUCCGUAGAGCUGAUCAUGAUAUUAAGCUUGAAGGGAAACCUCCAUGUGCCCACUCUGUAAAACAUGAGGCUGCAACAAGGGAUCAACAGCUUGGAUAUAUAGAAACAAAGUAUCAAAGUAAUUCAUUGGAAGGUAACGUUGUCACAACUAGCCCCAAAUUGAAUCCAUUACCCCCUAUGUCAUCAUUCUUAGUGCAGAGUCAUGAUAUGUCCAAUGUUGGGGCUGAGGUUGAGGUCACUCCACACAAUGACCUUAGCCCAACUAAACUGGAGGAAGCAAUGGAUAUUGACCCACCCUCAGAACUAGUUUCGUCUCCUGUGUUCCCCAACACAGAGGCUCAUAGCAACACCAAUAGUCUUGAUUUAGAAUCAAUGUACUCCAAUUUUUCUCCAUCAUCCAUAAAAAUAGAGAACUUUGGCUCUACUCUCGAAAGAAAUCUUAGCGGUAUGUCUAGCACUAGCAGUACAAAGGGCUACAAUGGUACCCUUUGGCAGUUGAAUCAUGCCACUGACCCACAAAACAUCAACCAGGGUUUGCAUGGUGACCCUAAUGUCGAUCAUACGAAAUAUGCUAUGAAACAACAAUCUUCAAGGCAACCUUACCAUAAACAAGCCCAAGCAUACAAAUAUGGGAUGUCAUCUCAGCACAACCAGGGUAUAGACCUAGUCGGAGUCCCAUAUCAACAAAAUGGACACGACCAAUAUCAAGCAACUAGGCAGGCUCCAGUCCAUACGAAUCAAGCCACAAAACACAAUCAGGUUAAAUCCAGAACUUCAGAGAAUCCAAAGCCAUUGCAGUAUGCAAACACUUUUCCCAAGUAUACAAGCCAUCCCUUGGUGGAGUCUUCAAAGAUUAGCCCUGCAGAAUCCACCCCAGGGAAUGUUGGCACAGGAACCCUUAGGAGAGUUUCAAGAGGUGCAAGGAUAUUGGUGACUUACUCUUGCGAUAACCCAGAGCAUGAGAAAAAUGUCCUGCAAUUAUGUAAGUGUCUCCGGGACAACGACUUUGCAUGUAGUGCUGAAAUGUUGGAGAGAUUCGUGGAAAGAAAUGAUUUAAAAGAUUGGCUGGACACAAGGUUUACAAAGGCUCAUAUAAUAAUUGUCUGUAUCUCGCCUAAAUAUGCUGCUGAUGUUAAAAAUCGCCAAAACAACAAUAAUGCACAAAAUCCCACACGCUAUCUCUAUCAGAAAAUGCUACGUGAAUACCAACAGCACCAAAAUAACAAUCUUCGCUUCGUUCCAUUGUUAUUUCCUGGUGGGGAUAUGAAGCAUGUCCCUUGCUGGAUGGCAACGCCACCUAUAACAGAUAAUAGCAGUCGUGCUAAAAAGUCACUCGUCCAUAGAUGGCCUCAUGGAUAUCGGGAUUUAUUCUUUCAUGUGGAACAGAGGUACUCUAAUUUGUAUAAGGACAGGGAACACAACAGAAAUGUCACCCAUUAAAAAAAGUUCAGUUCUAAGCUAAGACAUUGAACACCCAGUACCCAGGUCUUGAGCUAAGGGCCAGUCCACUGGUCAUUUGCUUAGUCACUUUUGAUACGGAACAGUUGAACAGCUAUAGGAAAAUAACAUGGCAACUGGUCCUUAAUACCAUUUUGACCAGUUGCUCUCAGAACCUAGCUCAACCC